AUGAAACUGAAAGAGAACCUAGAGUGUUUGAUAAAGGUAGGGUGAAGCCAACUUGCAGAAAGGAAAGAGUAGAGGUGUAACCAAACUGAUCACUCCUUUUCCGAAACCAUAUUUAUCUUGAAGAGAAAAUUAACUUUAUGUAGUAAUAGUCAUUGAUAUAGAUUGCAAGUUCUAUGAAGUUCUGUGAAGGCAUGAGUGUCUUAAUUGCUUGAUACUAGGAGAACCCGAGGUGGUCCCGAUACGUUUCAUUAGAAAGGGGUUGUAUCAUGAGAAUUCUACCCUACAAUCAUAGAAAAAAGUCUUGGGACAAGUUUGAUCUUCUAACACUUUUUUACACACACACGCAUCCCCCCCCCGAACACACACACACACACACACACACACACACACACACACACACACACACACACACACACACACACACACACACACACACACACACACACACACACACACACCAAACAAACAGUCGCUCGCGAAUGCACCUAGACUUGCUCAGCCCCUCCCACAUACCUACAAUGUGGGCCAUUCUAAACCAACGCAUGUUGGAAACGGUAGCAUUGCUUGUUCAAACUUCAGUUGUAAAAUAUUUACACUAGAAAUAGGUGGCUCGCAAACCCUCGAGGAAACUAAGUGUGCCACUCAAGUUAAACUUGCUUGACUUGGUUGGAGAUAUUUACUGAGCCUAGCUCGUGUUUCUGCAUCGCGGGAGUUAGGAACCUUGGCUACGCGAGGGCCUUCCAUUCUCUCUCCGCGGGGAGUAAUUCAUGACCUAACCUUAUCGUCCUAGGGAGUUUUGGAUACAAUUGUAGAAUUAAACUACUUACACUCGUUGAUCCAAAAAUGACCCCUCCUACCUCUAAACGUAAGCGUGCGGGAAGCGCAAGAAAUUGAAUUUGACUUAAUUCUGAUUGACCUGAAUGAUGGAUAAGUUGCAGUGUUAUUGGUCGUCUGUCGGUUAUUGGCUGUGAGGACUCUAAUUUCGAUCCAUCUUUUGUCACAGUUACAACGGUCGUUUUAUUGUUAGUCAAAUUUUCAGUUGUCCAUUCACUCUACUGAAGCCAGUCUUGCUUGAGUCCGUUGAUAAGUCGUUUUGAAGGUGCCGGUAACUUGUGACUACGAUUCAGUCGCGCUUGUUCCCAGUUGGUAAAUCAGCUUUUUAAAGUGAAUCGUUGAUAGCAGUCUGAGAAAUACGUAAGGCAGGUCGUAGAGUCAGUGUCGAUUUGGUGGUUCGUCUGUAACUGGUGUUCAACAAUGUCAUCAUAGCCAUAAACAUCAUGGCUUAACUGACAGAUGAACAACAACAUCACGACUUAAUUGACCAGCCAGAUCGAUAAACUACGUCUAUAACUAGAAAUACGUGUAUCGCAGAACUUCGAGAGGCUCAGGCUCAUAAAAUGACAGGGAUGGGAGGGCGGGAGAGAAUUGGUGAAAUGUGUAGCUGAGGAGGGCGGGAUUCAACACUGGCUCCAAUAUGACUAAUAUUGGAAGGUGAGAUUUACUUAAUCUCCUUUUGGUUGGAGUAAAUUUGGACCCAGUUCUUUGGCUAAAAGGAUCUUCUUUGAUUUAAAUGGGAUUGCUGUUGUCGAGGAAAGGUAGCCAAUGUUGCAUUAGUCCCGUGUUCACCCCAUUUGACCCUUUUACAUGUGUAGUUAUAGUAAAAGGAAAUGGGUGAUAGUGAAUAACUGCAGGCUAAUAUUCAGUUGCAUUUGCUUAAUAUUUGGGUUAGAUGCCAUCUCUAAUAAUAAGUGUAAUUAUAAUUCACUAUUUGUGAAGUGUGUCAGUAGUAGUGAGUGGAUGAAAUGGUAGGAGAUUAUGCUGCUGUGAAAACAACAAGUAAAUGCUGGUAAUUGAAGGAAAAAUAUAUUAUAUUGUUAAGUGAACUACGGCAAUGAGAGUGUUUGCACUUGUUUUAGCUCAUAAUCACACUUGACAACUAAUUGUUUUGUGAGUAACAGGAAGGUGUAAACAUAAUCACUGAAAUAGAAAUUACAUGUAGCAAUGUCUUAAGGGUGCAGUUCAUGAGAAUUAUGAAAGUGAUCAUGACUAUUGAACGCAAGAGUGAAUUAUGAAAUGUCCACGUACAAGUCAUGUUGAAGGUGAUCAGUUUCUCAAUUGCCAACAUUCAUGAGCUUGUUGAGACAUGGUUGCCAGAGGCAUAGGUUUUGAAAUUCCUAAACUGAUCAUGACAGCCACAUGUACACUUUCCUGACCAAAUGAAUUGACAAUUUGUGCAGACAAUGGCUUCUAAACUCCGGUCGAAACCUCGUGUACUGGACACAAAUGACGUAAAACAAAACGCUUCUUUGUUGUCUGUUCAGGGAAAAAUCUGCUUGGUAUUGUUUCAUGGUUUUUGUUCUUUUGUUUUACGUCAUCUAUGUCGGGUACACGAAGUAAAUGACCAAACUCCCAUCAACCAACCGGCCAUCCUCUCCACCCAUUUAUUACAUGAAUUUAUCGUGAAUGUAAAGUGUAGAAUGGAUAGAUCUUAUAGGAAACCCUAUAUCUGCUUGUCGUUUAAUUUCAUGAAACAAUAUUCUGCCAAUGGAACAUGUUUAACUUCUGUGAGUAUGUCUCGUCCCUCUGACUUCUUUGAAAGAGUUAAAUUUUCCCUGACUCAUAUUGUCAUAUAUGUCGCACACUAAUAUUCUGAGGAGAUCGGAAAUACACAUGUUAUUUUGAUUUCUCAAUCUCACAAGCUCAUUUAAGUUUUACAUCCCCUUAUGACUACCACUCACUACAGUGUGUACUCACCCCACCCCUCCCCAUCGAACGCACUCCCCAAAUUGGCAAUUAUUACUAGUAUAAACCUAUUGCUUUUUUUGCUCUUCUCGUUGCCGUCGCCGUCUCCGUCGUCGUUGCUCAAGCUCCCUAUUGUUGUGAUCUGGUAAUUUUGCUACCAUAGUAACGUGACGUCACACGUCUCCUCUCUAUUUUAAGUAAUUUUAAGGUCAUCUUUCCUGAACAGCCAAUAGGAACUGUGCUGAGCUAUACAAAGCUGGCAAAACAAUCAGCGGUGUGUACACAAUCGACCCUGAUGGUGAAGGUGCCUUUGAUGUGUUCUGUGAUCAAAAAACAACCCGGGGGGUGGACAGUGUUUCAGAAGAGACUGGACGGCUCGGUUUAUUUCUACCGCUCCUGGGAUGACUACAAAAAUGGGUUCGGUGACCUGAAUGGCGAGUUCUGGCUUGGAUUGGACAAGAUUUACCGCCUGACGGAAAAGAAACACAACCGCCUUCGAGUUGAUCUGGAGGACUUUACAUUCAGCACUGCUUACGCUGAAUAUGACAUAUUUGAAGUUACAAACGAAACGACUAAAUACAAGCUCAGUCUAGGAAUGUACUCAGGUAUGGUGCUUGGAAUGUAUUUAAUUUUGAUGUUUAGUAUUUUGUCUUCGUGUCUUAAUUAUUCGUUCAAAGCUUGUUUGUUGGCGGUUUCUUGACUUCUUGCAAACUUGAAAACUCUAGGAAGUUUCAAAAGGAGCUCAGUUACUUUUCCAAACGUAGCUCCCCUCUUGUACUUCAAUACUAGAUUACAUUCAGGUAUUCUACUCCAAACAUUCCUGGUAAAAUGUCCUUGUAUGACUGCAGGAACUGCUGGUGACUCAUUAUCGGAGCAUCGUGGCCAUCCGUUUACCACUAAAGACCGAGAUCAUGAUGAAAAUGCCAAAUUCAACUGCGCUGCGUACUUCAAAGGAGCCUGGUGGUACACUAAUUGCCAUGCUUCAAACCUGAAUGGUUUGUACUACAACGGUUCACAUGCACAUAAAGGUCAAGGUAUCAUCUGGCAUACAUGGAAAGGAAAUCAAUACUCUGUCAAGAGAGCUGAGAUGAAAAUCAGACCGGCCAACUUUUAG
Porites lobata is the source of this 3856-nucleotide messenger RNA. The record is from the annotation of a GenBank genome assembly. Lineage: Eukaryota; Metazoa; Cnidaria; Anthozoa; Scleractinia; Poritidae.